AUGGUGAUCAAAAAUAAGCAGGUUCGCAAAUUGCAGAACAUCAAGCGCAAGCGAACAGAAAGCGCUGCCAAACACACUUUCCGCCAUGAGCGGAGAAAAGAAGAGACCAAAAAUCCCAGUCUUAGAGCCGAACGUCUUGCUCGCUCGGUGCCAUUGACGCUCGACAGAAAACGAACAUGGGACGACGUAGGAAGUGACGACGAAAAUCUACUCGGCUUGAGCGUCGAUAUCGAAAGACUCAAGAGACAAAAACAAGCAGAAGACGAGGCUGAUAAGGAAGCCCUAGAGAAUGGCAAAGAAGAAGACGAGGAUAAUGAUGAUGCCGAUGAGGUUGACAGCAUGAUAAUGACUGACUCGGAGGAGGAAAAUGACAACGAGGACGAAGAGGACGAUGAAGGAAAUUCGAAGACAAGGCAAAGCCGAAAGAAAACGCUGCCUACCGCUACUGAAAGAGCGACAUCACCAACACACUCAACACGAUCUACGAAACUCGAUUUAGCCCCUGAAGCGCUCGCAGCCAAAUUCCCGACACUAUUCGCACCCCAAACAACAGCCCCGAAAAUCCUCAUCACAACCGGGAUUAAUUCUACCUUACAUCACGAAGCAAAACUCUUUACCUCUCUAUUCCCCAAUAGCGUCUAUAUUCGAAGAACCGCCCACCAUCACGCUCAUAAGUUCUCCGUCAAAGAGAUAGCCAAGUUUGCAAGCAACCGCAAUUUCACUGCGCUGGUCAUAGUCAACGAAGAUCAGAAGAAGGUCUCCGGUUUGGACAUUGUUCAUCUGCCACAAGGACCAAUGUUCCACUUUUCAGUUUCGAAUUUCAUCGAAGGCAAAAAGUUACCCGGUCACGGCACGGCGUCGGAAGCAUUCCCAGAACUCAUCUUGAACAAUUUCCGCAGUCCUCUCGGUAUCUUAACGGCGCAUCUAUUCAAGUCGCUCUGGCCACCGCAGCCGGAUCUUGCGUACCGACAGGUGGUCACUAUACACAAUCAAAGAGACUACUGCUUUGUGCGUCGUCAUCGAUAUGUGUUCCGUGAGAAACGAGAAACCGAGAAACCCGUUGUUGAUACUGAUGGGAAGGAAAUCAAAGGUGUUGAAGGCAUAAAAACUGGUCUGCAAGAAUUAGGGCCAAGAAUGACUUUAAAACUGAGGAGGGUUGAUAAAGGGAUUCAGCGCAGCAGUGGUCAGGAGUGGGAGUGGAAGGGGAAAAUGGAGAAAACGAGAACAAAGUUUCAGCUUUAG
Talaromyces amestolkiae is the source of this 1242-nucleotide messenger RNA. RefSeq lists its product as uncharacterized. The transcript is spliced from 2 exons. NCBI's taxonomy places the organism in Eukaryota, Fungi, Ascomycota, Eurotiomycetes, Eurotiales, Trichocomaceae. Bases 1 to 1242 code for a protein of 413 amino acids. Gene Ontology annotation, cellular component: preribosome, large subunit precursor; nucleolus. Gene Ontology annotation, biological process: maturation of 5.8S rRNA; maturation of LSU-rRNA. The record is from RefSeq and is a predicted model, not a curated record. Gene Ontology annotation, molecular function: rRNA primary transcript binding.